UCGCCGUUGAGUUUAAUAAUUAAACAGAUAUAAUUAAUAAGUAUUUGAUGUCGUGUCGUCGAUAGUUUUUCUUGCGGUCAAAGCUUAACGCUGAAAAGUGUGUUGGUCGAUCCCAAUACAGGUACGGUAGUUGUUAUAAAUUUAUUAAAACCCCCAUUAUGGCUCCAUCGGCGUCCAUAAAAGUUCGUACAGCGAUUCGAUCCGAACCGUUGGAAAUACCAGUCAACGUCAACACAACCGUCGAAGAUGUAAUUAUGGAGACAUCCAGAAUUUUGUACAUCGGACCGGUAGCUAGACACUUGUUUGCACUGCGACCUUAUAGCGCUGGAAACAAUAAGAACACAUGGUUAAACCCGUCGUCCAUUGUAGUGCAUGCCAAAAAAAAGCAACACGUGUAUGAGUACAAAUUGCUGUACAAAACGUUCGAUACAAAACGACUGAAAUCAAUCGAUCGUUUUGCUUACAAUUAUUAUUACCAUCAAGUGAAAACGGAUCUGCUCAACAACAACGUGACUGGAUUGUGUUAUGUAACCUACAGACCGUACAUAAUUGGACUGGGGGUUACUGAAAUGUACAGAGAAAUAUUGGUAGAGUGCAAGAACAAAGAAGAUGUCGAGCGAAAUUAUUUACAAUACAUGCCAAAGGAACUUUUCAAAUGGCAUUAUAUUUUUAUUUUGUAUUUUCUGAAAAAACCUAUUAUAGAAAAAUUAAGAUCGGUUAUGGAUUGUAAUGCAAAGCAUCUGUAUUUUCCUUCGGACUCUCUAUUCAAAUCCAGUUAUGUAGAUCAGUUUACUUGGAUUGCUCCAGAUUAUUUAGAAGGAGAAUACAUUGCUUUGUACGAUGUAAAUGGGAAUUCAAUUGAAGUAACCCUAAAAAUAAAUCCGUUUCAUUCGAAAAUGCCAGGAAUACGAAUGUGUACUACAGAUAAAGAAGAAUGGGUGCACUUGGUAGCUAUUGAGGAUUUGUGUUUCCUAUCUUCGACAAACGAACUUGUUGUAGAAAUAUUUCAUAAAACUGGGCCACGAAUACUUAUUAGAUUUUAUAACGCUAAGACUAUGAUUUCAUUCCUGACAUUACUUAACGGUUAUUAUCGAUUGAUGGUAAAUUGGAGUUUCGACGUAUGUGCAUCUAUAAAUACACCGUCUUUAAGCAAACUAAAAGCUAUGCGUUGUCACGGUCCAAUUAGUAAGGAGACGUCUUAUGAUAUUUUAAAAAGUGAAACGGAAAACAUUGGAAAUUACAUGCUAAGAGAAUCUGCAAAAUAUUAUGACAAUUAUUAUGUCGAUGUUUCUGUAAACUGUUGCCAGAGGCAGUUCUCACUUAAAAUAACAAAAGUGGAAGCACUCUUUACAGUAGCUGGUCAAAACAGUAUUGGUUACACUUCAAUUCGGGAACUUUUGGCAAACCACGAAAUCUCAAAAAUGUCGUUAGAUUGCAUUUUACCAUCAGACGCUGCUAUGCGUACGCUGCUGCUUUGCAAAAAUACUAGCAUAAAGCCAACAUAUAAUGCAAAUAAAGAAGAGAAAAUCGUUGGUCCUCGAUUGAUUAGCAGUGAUUCAAUUGAACUGAUUAAAAUACCUCUACUAAUUUUUUCAGCAAAAAACACAAAAGAUCAUCCACUUAUAAAAGUACAAUUAGCUACUUGGUCAAAAUUUAAAAAAAACGACUCUACUGUUGUUUUAAAACUAUUUAAAGACGGUGUAAAUGUUGAAAUGCAUUUGAAGGAGUUGUUGAGUCUAUCAAAACAAUGGGGUUUUAUAUCCUCACGCGCUGUAGUGCGGUUUUUGGGGCUUUGUAUGGAUUCACCAACGGCUCUGGUCAGCGAAUACUUUCCUUUAGGACCCCUAGAUGCCUACUUAAGAAAAAAUGAAGACACCAUUUAUUACAAACAUUUAGUCGAAUCCGCAACAUAUAUGGCUACAGCACUUUUAGACAUGGAAACUGCUGGCUUUGUUCACGGUAAAAUUCGCUGUCAUAAAUUUGUCGUGGCUGAACAUACAGCAAAAAAUUUUGUUGUUAAACUUACAGAUCCAGGUAUUCAUACGUGUUACACUUGUUACGAUUUAUAUUGGAUACCCGUUGAAUUUUAUGAUUCCAUGGAGCUUGCAAAGACGUCUCCUGAAGCCGAUGUUUGGGCUUUGAGUUCUACAUUGUGGGAAUUGUUUAGCUACGGUAUAGAGUUACCCGAAGUACAUACCAUCGAGUCGUUCAAAAAAAAAUAUGAACAGAACGGUAAAAUGCCACAACCCGAUAGCUGUACAGAUGACAUCUAUCACAUCAUGUCCGACUGUUGGGAUAUCAAACCGUUUAAUCGUAAAAAACCUCAGACAAUAUUGAGAGAUCUGAGACAAAUUUGGUUGAAAAUCUAUGCAAUUACUAAUAGCCAACAAAACGAUUACGCACCAAUCAAAGAUAAAGAUGACACACAACCCGCCGAUACAUUAGUUGAUAAUACGUCUGAAAAUGAAGGUGAAAUAUUUCGAGUGCCGAGUAUCAGUUCUAUUGGUGAAACAAUGUCAGAACCCAAUUCAAGUGAUAACACCAACGAUAGUGAUCAUGAUUACAAUCCUAUAUUCGAGUCCAGCAUAAGUUACAAUCAUUUUUUUAAUGAGUCGACUCUAAAAGAAGACAUUAAAAAGGACACUGAAGAUGAUUUAAACUGCAAUGACAAAAUAUACCAGUUUAAUAACUCGACAUUGAGCUUAGUGAACGUUAUACAACAGGGAAUUCAUGGAGUCGUUUUUAAAGGAUUGCUGGAUGAUGGUGAAAACAAAAUUAAAAAAGUUGCUGUUAAACGCAUGAAUAAGUCGUACCAGAUGGAGAAUUUUCAAAGAGACAUAACGACUUUACAACGGUUGGAUCAUCCAAAUAUUGUAAAAUUUGAAGGAGUAUUGGAGGAACCAAAUCUAAUGCUUAUAAUGGAAUAUAUCGAGUUUGGAUCAUUAAACACUUACUUGAAAACACAUAAAAAAGAACUUUUUGAUAAAACAAAUCUUCUUUUGAAAUAUUCUCUGGACAUUGCUCAAGGAAUGGAGUAUUUAAAAACUCUAAACAUUGUGCACAGAUAUUUGGCCACCAAAAACAUAUUGGUUGCAAGUUCUACAACUGUAAAAAUUAAUUUACAGACUCUGAGGGAUGUACCCCUUAAAUGGCAUGCUCCAGAAGCUAUUCUGUCUAGCAAGUAUUCACCGAAAACGGAUGUCUGGGCAUUUGGUUUUGUACUUUUUGAGAUAUUCUCCUUGGGCAGAGAACCUAAUUUUCUCUCCAAGUUAGAAAAUAAAGCAGACGUGGAAAGCAUAAUAAAAGUUAUGCAAGAAGGUCAUCGACAACAGUGUCCACCUUACCCGCCGUGUUCAAUGGAUAUUUACUUCAAGCUUAUGUACCCAUGUUGGUCUUAUGAUCCAACUAAUCGACCUGAUUUUAAACUGUUGAUACAGAUCAUUCAGUGUUUGAUGGACGAAACACCUAACGGCGGUUAAUUAACUUGGUGUACCUAAAUUAUUUAAUAAUAUUCAAUAUAGUAAUACCAGUAGUCGCUCUUUUAGCUGAUAUUAAAAGAUAGUAUUUUUAGAUUAGUCAAGUUGUUAAAUUUUCAGUAGGUAGGUAGUUAUUAAUUCGUAUAGUAAUUAAGUAAAAAAUAACUUAAGUUAUUGAUUAUAAUUCACAUAAUUAAACUACAGUCUACAAGUAAUUACCUAAGUAUAGAAAUAAUAUUAUAUUAGUAACCUAAAUAAUUUACUUUUAAAGUCGAGAAGAACACACUAAAAAUUGAUUAAAGCAUUAUUUAAACUUUAAUGAAUGAAGAGUGUAAGUGUAAUUAAGUAUAUUUCACACUGUCAGAGAAAUAAUUUAGUUUUUUUUUUGGUUGUUAAAAGACACUAAUAAUUAUACUUAUAAACUGUAAUAAGAUUACUCUAAAUUUGCUUUUUUAAUAGGAAUCCAUAUCGAACACCUAGAUCAAAACUGUAACAACUCAAUAAACAUCGUUUUUCGGGAAUUCCAAAAAACUUAUUUUCAAGUUUAAUUACUUUAACUUUAAUUGUUUGUUUUAAUAAGACAGUUUUGUACAACAAAUUUACAUACACUCAACUUGAUGUCUGAGCAGAAACUAAAAUUUUAAACGGUUUUACAAAAUGUACCUAAAGCGCCAUAUUUUGGAGAGUAAUCAAGACAAAUUUUAAUUUGUUUUGUUGGUUCAUGCAACUUCGUUUUGUAGAAUCCGAAUAUAAAAAUAACUAAAAAUACCCACUUUUUGAGUUGUUACAGUUUUGAUCUAGGUUUGCGAUAUAUUACCUAAGUAGGUAGUAAGUGAUUAAAAAUAUCAUGUUUUUUUCUCUUAAAUAGCAAAAUAUUGCAAAUGUCUGUCGGUAAAAUCAUAUAAAUUGUAUUUAGUAUUUAACAAUGUUGAUUGUAAAUCGAUUAUUGAAAUGUAUAGAAACAAAAUGAACGAUCAUUUUGGAAAAAUAACUUAAAUUACAUAGUUGCCUAUAUAAAAAGUGACAUUGUUUUUUAUUAUAAUAUAAAUCACAUUUCAAUGACAAUUAUUUCAACAUUUAGUAUUAGUUUCUUUAAUGUAUAAUGUAUAUUAUAUCUUGUACUGUCGACGGUUAAAAGACUAUUUACUGUAAGUGGUAGAAAGUGUUGUAUAAGACAUUAAACGGAUUAUAAUGUUCUAUUCAUAAUUGAAAUUUAUCAUUACCGUUAUUUUAUAAUGUUUGAAAAUUUUGCAAAGUACACACAGGCAAUGUAAGUAAAAAUUGUAAGAAAAUGGCGUCAAGUCUUUUAACCGUCAAUAAAUGUAUUAAUUGUUUUUUU
This is a messenger RNA of Adelges cooleyi (spruce gall adelgid), 4815 nucleotides long. Its product is annotated as tyrosine-protein kinase hopscotch-like. Gene Ontology annotation, molecular function: cytokine receptor binding; ATP binding; non-membrane spanning protein tyrosine kinase activity. The record is from RefSeq and is a predicted model, not a curated record. Gene Ontology annotation, biological process: cell differentiation; intracellular signal transduction; cell surface receptor signaling pathway via JAK-STAT. The transcript is spliced from 18 exons. Lineage: Eukaryota; Metazoa; Arthropoda; Insecta; Hemiptera; Adelgidae. Gene Ontology annotation, cellular component: membrane; cytoskeleton; cytosol. The coding region runs from base 159 to 3479 and encodes 1106 amino acids.